Humulus lupulus (European hop) is the source of this 788-nucleotide messenger RNA. Its product is annotated as TOM1-like protein 3. NCBI's taxonomy places the organism in Eukaryota, Viridiplantae, Streptophyta, Magnoliopsida, Rosales, Cannabaceae. The transcript has 6 exons. Gene Ontology annotation, molecular function: structural constituent of ribosome; phosphatidylinositol binding; ubiquitin binding. Gene Ontology annotation, biological process: translation; protein transport to vacuole involved in ubiquitin-dependent protein catabolic process via the multivesicular body sorting pathway. Bases 1 to 639 code for a protein of 212 amino acids. Gene Ontology annotation, cellular component: ribosome. The record is from RefSeq and is a predicted model, not a curated record.
AUGGUACAGAAGAUGGUAUUCUAUGCCAUUGCUAAGGUGUGUAACAUGGUGACGGGGGCCCGCGGCUUGGGUCGUGUGACAGGGAUGCCCGACUGUGGGUCUACGGCGUGGCUCGCUCGUGGGUGCGACGGUGCUUGCGGUGGUGGGUCUACGGCGGUCUUGUACCAGCCUAAGAAAAUCCAUGAGAUCAAAGAUUUCCUUCUUACUGCAAGAAGGAAGGAUGCUCGUUCAGUGAAGAUUAAGAGGAGCAAAGAUGCGGUCAAGUUCAAGCAGAUCAAAAAUUGUGGUGAGAGUGUUUUCCAGCAGAUAGUUGAGCGUGAUAUCUUACAUGAAAUGGUUAAAAUAGUAAAGAAGAAGCCAGACUUGAAUGUGAGGGAAAAGAUACUAAUCCUAAUUGACACAUGGCAAGAAGCCUUCGGGGGACCUCAGGGGAGAUAUCCUCAAUACUAUGCAUCAUAUAAUGAACUGAAGGCUGCUGGAGUUGAAUUCCCACCUCGAGAAGAGAGCAGUGUACCAUUCUUUACUCCACCCCAGACCCAGCCAAUAAUUUCUCCUGUUACUGAAUACAAUGAUGCUGCUAUUGAGGCCUCUUUACAGUCUGAUGCUUCAGGCCUCAGGUACUGUCUCGAUGACAAUUGACUUUUGUUUGUCAUAAACAUUUAUUCAAAUUCUUGGUACUUAUUAGGUUUUAUUUUCUUAUAUUAAACACAAGAUAGAUGCAAAAUAAAUUUCUAGCAAAGACUAGUUUUUUUCUUAUUAAUAAAUUGGGAUAUGAUUCUCCUUCCACC